UUGCCUCCCCAGGAUACUCUGAAUCUAUGGUGCCCGCUGGAACCCACUUUCCCAGACCCGCUCUCGAUGCCCGAUUUCUUGCCACGCCUCUUGGCACAGUGCAUCCUGCUGGAGGGCGCCCGGGCCGAGGGCUCGUGCAUCUCCGGAACCAUUCGGGUGCUCAACUUGGCCUACGAGAAGCGGGUCUCCGUGCGGUACACCUGGGACUCCUGGGCCACUCAGCGUGAAGCUCGGGCUUCCUACGCCGCCCCUGCAGGGCGGGACCGGGACCACGCCGACCGCUUUGCCUUCCGCCUGCCACUGCCAGUCCCGUUGCCCCCGGGGGUCAGCCUAGAGUUUGCUCUCUGCUACCUUGUGGGCGGGAAGGAAUUUUGGGACAACAACCAAGGCCGCAACUAUUGCCUGAGACCCCCGCCCUCCGUGGAAGAGGAAGAUGAGCCCCCCAGCCCCACUCGCGAUUGCUGCGAGACAGGAUGGAUACAUUUCAUAUAG
Gekko japonicus is the source of this 492-nucleotide messenger RNA. Its product is annotated as protein phosphatase 1 regulatory subunit 3E-like. The record is from RefSeq and is a predicted model, not a curated record. Gene Ontology annotation, biological process: regulation of glycogen biosynthetic process. Lineage: Eukaryota; Metazoa; Chordata; Lepidosauria; Squamata; Gekkonidae. The transcript has a single exon. Gene Ontology annotation, molecular function: glycogen binding; protein phosphatase 1 binding. The annotation marks the transcript as partial. Gene Ontology annotation, cellular component: protein phosphatase type 1 complex.